AUGGCUGGACCUUCUGGGAGAGAUGAACGACAAACCCAUAAUUCCACUUGGGUUAAUUUCCCUUCCCUGCAAGACAGCGGAGACAAAAAAAGCAAGAUUUGGGUUUCCAUCAGCGAGUGGCCGGGGAAGCAACGUGUCGGAUCGGUGGUCUACGUAGCGUUGGGCAGCGAGUCUCCGCUAAGCCAGGAGGAACUCACUGAGCUAGCCCUGGGUUUGCAACUCUUUGGGCUGCCUUUCUUGUGGGCACUCAGGAAGCCGCCGAGAUCGGGCAAGUCCGACUCGGUAGAGCUGCCGGAGGGAUUCGAGGAGCGGACCAAGGGCAGGGGAGCAGUAGCUUUUGAUGACAAGGUUGGGCUGGAGAAACGAAGAGACGACGAAGAUGGAUCGUUCAGGCGGGAAGUGGUGGUAGAGACUUUGAAGCAGGUGAUUGUUGAAGAGGAAGGAAAGACUUACAGGGAUAAGGCGGAAGAGAUGAAGGCGAUAUUCGGAGAUAAGGAGAGGCAAGACAAGUAA
Molecule: messenger RNA, 513 nt
Organism: Thlaspi arvense
Lineage: Eukaryota; Viridiplantae; Streptophyta; Magnoliopsida; Brassicales; Brassicaceae
Source: the annotation of a GenBank genome assembly